CUACUCCCUCCUGCUACAGGCAGAACAAGAUGUAAAUCUUGUUAUAACUCUGUGAUAGGUGCUUGGUUGCUCGGCAGUUGUGUUUUGUACAUUCCAGCAGGCUUGUGGAGACUGUGCUGCAGCCCACAAACCUACCAGAAGACAGGUUUGCUGCAUCUGCUUUGGCAUGAAGUAACUGGACUCUAUUAAGUGGCUUCCCAAGUCUCCUAAACUGUACAGUGGCCAUAACUGGAGCUCUCAGGGCUCUCGCUGGGCCUCGUUGAAAGGAAAGGAAAGUUUUCAUGGUGGUAACCUGUACAAAUUCAGCUCUGCUAAUGGAAAAUGGAGGGAAGGAAGGAGCAGUCCUGAGCAAGAAGCAGAAGAACUCGAGGAUCCUGAUGAUGAACCUAUUUCCAAGUUUUCCGGCAGUCUUUUCGAUAGCAGUGGUGGCAUGAGAGAUCAAAGAAAUACCAGAACAACUCUUCAAGAAAAGCACAAGUUGGCAAUGAAAGGGAAGAAUCCUCCAGGGACUAACACUAAGGUGCAGCCAGCUGUCUCCUCGGCAGGCAGCUUCCCCAGUGAGAGCAGCCGGAUCCCAGAGGAAUUGAGGGUGAUGGAUGUGCCACAGACCCCGCUGAAGGUAACCAUUACUGUGUGCAGCCAAAUGGGGAGCCUUGGUAUUAGCAUUGCUGGUGGAAAGGGCUCACCCUCGUGUAAAGACAGUGAUGAGGGAAUCUUGAUUGCACGGCUGCCGAAAGACAGCCCAUCAGACUUGGCUGGAGUACAAGCAGGAGACAGAGUGGCUGAGGCUACCUUCAUUUCAGAACCUGCUGUCCUUGAUGCUGGUCCUACUGAAGCUUCACCCAAGGGCAGCCACUUCCCAACAGUAAAUCACAUCAUAACAAUACCUCGGAUAAUCCUCACGCGCCCUUCCACUUCUGAUGAAGAUACCGACCAGUUGCCCCCAGACCCUGAUGACUUUGAGCCUGAGGAGCCUGGCAGCGCAGGAGGCCAUGCCUAUUCAGACUGUCUGAGCAGCGCUUUUUAUCCUUCCUAAUAAAGUACUUCUCUGGAAAGAGUUAAUGGGUGAUUUUCUCUCCCAUCGUUUGAUUACAUUUAGUGUAGUACUUGAACCACUCUGCCUUAUUUAUAGCAAAAACCAUUAAAUGGAGGACGGAUUUGAGCUGGGGGAGCAGAACCCUGUUUGUAUUUCUUUGCCUUGAACUUUCCUUUGGCCAGCACUUGAAACAAAAUGCACUGGGUAAAGUUAUGUGAAUGUCACCAUGUGUUUCAGUAUCCACUUGUAAGAGUGUCCUACAGCACCUAAAUGCAAAGGUGAAAAAAGCAGGUGAUUUUUAUUCAGAAGGUACUUUACCCAUUUGGAAACACAGUGAAAACAAUUGUGUAGUUUGUUGUUUUUUUUUAAAAUCUUGUGUCCAUGUUUUGUCUGUACAGCUCAUCCUUUUAUCUGCCCCCAUGUUCUUUUGAAUUGUCCCUUUUAAUGUUGUUUUCUAUGAGAAUUAAAAAAAAAAAUCUGUCUUUAAUAGUACUGGGGUUUUUUACCCACAGAGAAAUGUUAUUUGUGUUGGAAUUCUGUAUCUCAUUCUAGUGUAAUAAAGAAUAGUUUCUCCAGGUAUAUCAGUAAUGUGAAUAUAUAUCAGAUUUGAACAAGACCUGUAAGUUGCAUUUUAUUAGAUCCAAAUGCAGGAGACACCUUAUGCAACUAUGUACCUGAGAGUGAACUGAGAAGCAAUUUCUUAUGCUUGAGGAACUGUCUGAGACUCUUUUAUUUCUCCUCCUGAUUUGCAU
This is a messenger RNA of Chiroxiphia lanceolata (lance-tailed manakin), 1788 nucleotides long. Its product is annotated as protein scribble homolog. The transcript has 7 exons. The record is from RefSeq and is a predicted model, not a curated record. NCBI's taxonomy places the organism in Eukaryota, Metazoa, Chordata, Aves, Passeriformes, Pipridae. Gene Ontology annotation, molecular function: protein binding. The coding region runs from base 431 to 1036 and encodes 201 amino acids.